AUGUUAGCCACGUUGGCAGGCAAGUUGAAUAGCAAUGAAGCGUUCAAUCCUGAUCGCGGGUUCCAAGUGGAUGUCGUGUUUGUGUCCAUGCCAGGCCCAGGUUCAGGUCAUCGUAAAAAAAAGCACAAUCCUGGUCGUCUGUGUCUGGAUCGAGAAAAUAAGAAGAAACGAUGCAUCGUCACCAUCCAAAACAGAGAUGCAUUAUGCUGUGCUCGCGCCAUUGUCACCAUGCGAGCGCACUGCCACAAAGAUCAAGGGGUGGAUGGGUUUCGCGACUGGGACAAUUUAAAGCGUGGGCGUCCUGUGCAGCAACAUCAAGCCCAAGACUUACAUCCUGAAGCGGGAGUGGCUGAGGGUCCCUGUGGCUUGGAAGAGCUUCGCCAAUUUCAACAGGCGUUGGGUCCCCAAUACCAACUCUUGGUGAUUACCCGGAUGAAACCGUUCUUUCUGAUUUUCAAAGGACCCGCUGCCCCCCAUCAGAUCCGUUUAUUGAAAUCCAAUGAUCAUUUUGAUGCCUGCACGUCGUUUCCUGCCUUCGUCAACCGUUCGUAUUAUUGCGUGGACUGUGAACGGGGGUUCAACACCAACGAUAGGACCAAUCAUACCUGUCAAGGGAAACGUUGCUCUGCGUGUGGCCGAUUUGACUGUCUUUAUUAUGUGCGUGGUACCCGGCCCACGGAUUAUUGCACCCUGUGUCACUGCAAGUUUUACGGUGCCUAUUGCAAACGUCAUCAUGUGGUCACCAAGCAAUGUCAAUCCGUCAAAACCUGUCUCAAGUGCCAAGCCCAGUACACUGUCGUUCCCGACCGACGUCACAAGUGUGGGCACGCCAAAUGCCCCGUGUGUCAGGAAUGGGUGUCCAUCCAGGACCACAAGUGUUACAUUCAACCCGUGGUGGAGGAAGAGGAGCCAGAACCAACAGAGGAGGGGGGAGGUUGA
Porites lobata is the source of this 939-nucleotide messenger RNA. Lineage: Eukaryota; Metazoa; Cnidaria; Anthozoa; Scleractinia; Poritidae. The record is from the annotation of a GenBank genome assembly.